Messenger RNA from Eimeria necatrix, 609 nucleotides. Its product is annotated as SAG family member. The record is from RefSeq and is a predicted model, not a curated record. The transcript has 4 exons. Bases 1 to 609 code for a protein of 202 amino acids. Lineage: Eukaryota; Apicomplexa; Conoidasida; Eucoccidiorida; Eimeriidae.
AUGAACAUGCUGAGGGUGCUUAACCUUCGUGACCAUGCGUUAGAGGCACUCGAACCAGAGACAAAAACGCCUAGUGAAGAAGAAGAAGAAGAAGAGGAAGCGGUGGAUACAAAAUCAAAGACUGCACUUGAGAUUGCAAAAGAACUGGCGGGGACCAGUGCGGAUAAGUGUGAAGCAGGAGCUACGGCGAACGCAAAAACGUAUACUGGGCUUGUGAUUCCUUUUGAAUACUCCACAACCUUUGACUGUGGAUCGCUGAUCCAGGGCCACUUUGCCGCAGGACUGAGCCAUAUACAAGAGUCAAACUUCGAUCCAGCGACUGGCACAUAUGACACAAGCAGUGCCCCCUUUGAUAAUUUAUCGGCCAGCAAUGUUGCCAACAUCAUGUGGAGCAAAAGCAAGACAGCGUCCUGUGCCGUCACGAAAAACUGCCAGGCCGGUCACAACGUUCUGUAUUGCCGUUUUGUAGAGUCAAUCACAUCGAAAGACAAGCCUUUCACGACUGAACUGUAUGAGGCUCUCUUGCAGCGGCAGGCGGGUUCAUCGUCCAUUGAACUUACCAGCAUUGCCACAGCAUUUUUCUGCGUUGCCUUCCUUUCGUUGAGUUAA